UAUACCAUCUGUGUUUCCUGGGAACUUGGAGUUGAGUAAAGUGAUUCCAGGUUGGUAAUGUCCUAGAGAAUUUGGCAGAAUUUGGCAGAAGCAAAAAUAUAAAUUAUCUCUAGAAGUUAGCCCCUUCAAACUUGGCUUCGCUUUUUAUUCCCACAGAAAAGACCCGCACUGAACAUCCGAAAACAGAAUCCAAAAUUCCAAAAUACACAGGGAAACAAGAUACCAUAAAUGAAAUCAUCAAAAGUAACAAGUGGCAGAAAUGGAUGUUCAGGAAGUUAAAUUAUGGAAUUAUAGGGAUUUGUAAGUAUGACAAAGAACAGAAGUAUCAAAAUUGAACAAGAAGGUUUUUUUUUUUUUAAAUAGAACGUAUAGAUAUAAAAAAAACAGAUUAGUUGAAUUUGUGAAUUAAGUAGAAGCACUAAACAGCAAAUUAGACUCAGCUAAACAGAGAAUUAAUGAACUGAAAGUUAGACCUGUGGAAUUAUCUGUAAUGAUGCUUAGACACAAAAUUGAAAAAUAUGAAAGCAGAGUUAAGAGCCUGGGGAUGGUCUGAUACUUGUAAUAGGAAUUUCAGAAUUGUGGAAUAGGGAGAUGCAAUAUUCAAACUGAUAAAAGCCAAGACUUUUUCAGAAUUGAUGAAAGACAUGAAUCAUCAGAUUAAAAGCGUAUUCUUCUGACCAGCACAAAUAAAUUUAAACAUAGACUUAGACACAUAGCUCAUUAGUGAAACUGCAGGAAGCAGAUCUAAGACAGCAGGCAGAGGGGGAAGACAGAGUAUCUACAAAGUUAAACUAAUAGUACACUUUUCAGCAAUAAUGGUGGAAGCCGGAAGACAAUGGAAUAAUAUUUUCAAAAUGCUGAAAGAAAAUAACUCAACCUAAAAGUUUAUGUUCUUCUAAACUGUCAGUUAGGAAAAAGAACAAAAUAACAUUUUCAGAAAGAUGAAAAAAAGGCUUCUCUACCAAAAGAUCUUUACUGAAGGAAGAUGUUCUUCAGGAAGGACAGUGGUCCUAGAAGGAAGAGUGGAGGUCCACUAUGGGUGGGUGAGCAGACAAGCUGGUGAGUGCCUGGACUAAUAAGAAUAUGCUGACCAUGUAAAACACAAAUAGUAUCUGCUUUGGGAGGCAGAUAAGAGGAACAACAAGUGAUUAAAUGUGAAACACAGAUAUUAUGUUAAACUAAUUUAAUGUAAGUUGGAAGGAGUUAAGUUCCAGUGAGGGAUGGGAGUGAUGUUGAUUAACUUUAGGCCUUUAGCAUAAAUGUACUUAUUAAAACUCAGAGGCUAGCUUAUAACAGAAUAGAAGUACGGCGCCUUACUUCCAGACCAGAAGUGGCUGAAGUAAUGGAAUUUAAAAAGAUGAUCCAAAGGUGGGAGCAGUAGAGCAAAAACAAGCUUAAACACAGUGGUGGUCAUAAAUGUAGCGGGACUCAAUUCUAGAUCAAAGACAGUGUUCAACUGAGUUGGGAUAAAACAAGAUAUAGAAAGAUUGAAAAUAAAAGUUGGAAAAAGAUAAAUUGGGAAAAUAGUACCAGAAUUGUCAUAUAGCUGUGUUAGUGUCACAUAAAGUAGACCUUCUGGCAAAGAACAAACAAACAAAUGAAAGUACUGUGUAAUAAGAAAAGUUUAAUUGGAAUAUGUAAAAAUUUCUGUAACCCAAAGGAAAAACAGCCCAGCAGAAAAAUGGGAAAGGAUGUGAACAGGCAGUUCUCAGAAGGGGCUGGUAAACACAACCAUGAUUCUUACAAGCAGCCGGGAAAUGGGGAUCGAAACCAUGAUGUCUGACUUCCCCCGACCAGGUUCUGGGCGCGGGGAGGCUGAGACGCGGGAGUGCAUCUACUACAACGCCAACUGGGAGCUGGAGCGCACCAACCAGAGCGGCCUGGAGCGCUGCGAGGGUGAGCAGGACAAGCGGCUGCACUGCUACGCCUCCUGGCGCAACAGCUCGGGCACCAUCGAGCUCGUCAAGAAGGGCUGCUGGCUGGACGACUUCAACUGCUACGACAGGCAGGAGUGCGUGGCCACUGAGGAGAACCCCCAGGUGUACUUCUGCUGCUGCGAAGGCAACUUCUGCAACGAGCGCUUCACCCACCUGCCUGAGGCAGGAGGCCCGGAAGUCACGUACGAGCCGCCCCCGACAGCCCCCACCCUGCUUACCGUGCUGGCCUACUCGCUGCUGCCCAUUGGGGGCCUCUCCCUCAUUGUCCUGCUGGCCUUCUGGAUGUACCGGCAUCGCAAGCCCCCCUACGGCCAUGUGGACAUCCAUGAGGACCCUGGACCUCCACCCCCCUCCCCUCUGGUGGGCCUGAAGCCACUGCAGCUGCUGGAGAUCAAGGCUCGGGGGCGCUUUGGCUGUGUUUGGAAGGCACAGCUCAUGAACGACUUCGUGGCAGUCAAGAUCUUCCCGCUCCAGGACAAGCAGUCGUGGCAGAGUGAGCGGGAGAUCUUCAGCACGCCUGGCAUGAAGCACGAGAAUCUGCUGCAGUUCAUUGCCGCUGAGAAGCGCGGCUCCAACCUGGAGGUGGAGCUGUGGCUCAUCACGGCCUUCCACGACAAGGGCUCCCUCACGGAUUACCUCAAGGGGAACAUCAUCACAUGGAACGAACUGUGUCACGUGGCAGAGACGAUGUCCAGAGGCCUCUCAUACCUGCACGAGGACGUGCCCUGGUGCCGUGGCGAGGGCCACAAACCGUCUAUUGCCCACAGGGACUUUAAAAGCAAGAAUGUAUUGCUGAAGAGUGACCUCACGGCCGUGCUGGCUGACUUUGGCCUGGCUGUUCGGUUUGAGCCAGGGAAACCUCCGGGGGACACUCAUGGGCAGGUGGGCACGCGGCGGUACAUGGCUCCUGAGGUGCUCGAGGGAGCCAUCAACUUCCAGAGAGACGCCUUUCUGCGCAUAGACAUGUACGCCAUGGGGCUGGUGCUGUGGGAGCUCGUGUCCCGCUGCAGAGCUGCCGACGGACCUGUGGACGAGUACAUGCUGCCGUUUGAGGAAGAGAUCGGCCAGCACCCGUCACUGGAGGAGCUGCAGGAGGUGGUCGUGCACAAGAAGAUGCGGCCCGCCAUCAAGGAUCACUGGCUGAAACACCCGGGCCUGGCCCAGCUCUGUGUGACCAUCGAGGAGUGCUGGGACCAUGACGCGGAGGCUCGCCUGUCCGCGGGCUGCGUGGAGGAGCGGGUGUCCCUGAUCCGGAGGUCCGUCAACGGCACUACCUCGGACUGUCUUGUCUCCCUGGUGACCGCUGUCACCAAUGUGGACCUGCCUCCGAAGGAGUCGAGCAUCUAAGCCCAGGACACGAUGGAUCUCCAGACUCAAUGGAUCUGAAGAGGAAAGGAAAAAAAAAAAGUUGUGUUUUGUUUUGGAAAUCCCAUAAUACCAACAAACACAUAAAA
Hippopotamus amphibius kiboko is the source of this 3391-nucleotide messenger RNA. It is a transcript of the gene ACVR2B, whose product is annotated as activin A receptor type 2B. Bases 1734 to 3284 code for a protein of 516 amino acids. NCBI's taxonomy places the organism in Eukaryota, Metazoa, Chordata, Mammalia, Artiodactyla, Hippopotamidae. Gene Ontology annotation, biological process: cellular response to growth factor stimulus; protein phosphorylation; activin receptor signaling pathway. The transcript is spliced from 11 exons. Gene Ontology annotation, molecular function: activin receptor activity; ATP binding; activin binding. The record is from RefSeq and is a predicted model, not a curated record. Gene Ontology annotation, cellular component: activin receptor complex; plasma membrane.